GCGGCCGAGUAAAAGAUCGCCAUUCUCUCUUCCUCUCCCCUGCCUCCUCUUCUCCCCCUCGCCCCGUCGCUGGCGUGACCCCGGCCCCGAUCUGCCGCCCUCCCUCCUUCCGAUGGCCGGAUGUGGUGGCCACCGGUCCCCUCCGUCGAUCCGCAGCGCGGAUCCGUGCCGCCACGCCCGUGGGUCAUCGUCCGCGGGCGCUUCCUCGAGCCGCCGCCGGUCCCCUUCGUCGACCUACAAUGCGGAUCCGUGCCGCCACGCCCUCGGGUCAUCGUCCGCGGGCGCUUCCUCGAGCUGCCGCUGGUCCCCUCCGUCGAUCCCCAGCGCGGAUCUGUGCUGCCACGCCCACGGGUCAUCAACCGUGGGCGCUUCCUCGAGCCGCCACCGGUCCCCUCCAUCGAUCCGCGGCACAGAUCCGCGCCGCCACACCGACGGGUCAUCAUCCGCGGGCGCUUCCUCGAGCUGCCACCGCUCAGCCGAUCCGAGUAGUACUAUGAAAAUGGAUGGGAACAACAGAGGAGGUGGACAUUAUGAAGCAUUGAAGAGCUACAAUCUGGGCGAAACGUUUGGUGCAGGCACAUUUGGAAAAGUGAUGAUUGCAGAGCAUAAGCUUACAGGACACAAAGUUGCUAUAAAGAUUCUGAACCGUCGUAAAAUGAAAACUCUGGAAAUGGAAGAGAAAGCAAAUAGAGAAAUCAAGAUAUUGAGGUUCUUCAUUGACUUUAUACACCCUCAUAUCAUCCGGAUUUAUGAGGUCAUUGAGACACCGAAGGAUAUAUUUGUUGUGAUGGAAUAUUGCCAGAAUGGUGACCUAUUGGACUACAUUGUUAUGAAAAGGCGGUUACAGGAAGAUGAGGCCCGUCGAAUCUUCCAGCAGAUUAUAUCGGGUGUUGAAUACUGCCACACAAACAUGGUUGUUCAUCGUGAUCUAAAGCCAGAAAACCUGUUACUUGAUUCCAAAUAUAAUGUGAAACUUGCUGACUUUGGGUUAAGCAAUGUGAUGCAUGAUGGCCAUUUUUUGAAGACUAGCUGCGGGAGUCUAAACUAUGCCGCACCAGAGGUUAUCUCAGGUGAAUUGUACGCUGGACCUGAGGUUGAUGUUUGGAGUUGUGGGGUGAUACUUUAUGCUCUUCUUUGUGGUGCUGUUCCAUUUGAUGAUGAAAACAUUCCCAAAUUGGUCGAUAAGAUAAAGGGAGGUUUCUACAUCCUUCCAAAUCAUUUAUCUGAUCUUGCAAAGGAUUUGAUCCCAAGAAUGCUUAUUGUUGAUCCCAUGAAGAGAAUCACAAUCUGUGAAAUUCGAGACCACCCGUGGUUUCAGAAUCGCCUUCCUUGCUACCUGGCAGUGCCUCCACCAAACAUAGCACAGCAAGCCAAAAUGGAGAUUGACGAAGAUACACUUCAAGAUGUUGCCAAUCUGGGAUAUGAUAAAGAUCAUGUGUGUGAAUCAUUGUGCAAUAGGAUGAAAAAUAAGGAAACUGUUGCAUAUUACUUGCUCUUGGACAAUCGGUUCUGGGCUACUAGUGGCUAUUUGGGGGCUCACUAUCAACAAGAAAUGGAUAUGAUUUUUAAUCAGUUUACUCUAUCGGAAUCAGCAAGCCCAAGUACCAAGAAUUAUCUUCCAGGAAGUAAUGAUUCUCAUGGCGGUGGCUUGUGGCCAUAUUACAGCGUUGAAAGAAAAUGGGCUCUUGGGCUCCAGUCUCGAGCUCAACCUCGCGCGAUAUUGAUUGAGGUUCUAAAGGCACUUAAGGUAUUAAAUGUCCGUUGAAAAAAGAAUGUGGACUACAACAUGAAAUGCAGGUGGUGCCCUGGGUUUCCUCAUGUCAGUGAUAUGUUGUUAGAUGCCAACCACAGCUUUGUUGAUGACUCUACUAUCAUGGAUAAUGGUGAUGUUAAUAGGAGGCUACCUGUUGUGAUCAAGUUUGAAAUUCAGCUUUACAAGACCAGGGAUGACAAGUACCUGCUAGAUAUGCAGAGAGUUACUGGACCUCAGCUCCUCUUCCUAGAAUUUUGUGCGGCCUUCCUUACCAACCUUAGGGUUCUAUAGCUGGUGCCUGUUCUGGUUGAGUGGUGAAUAGCAAAACAUAUGACUGUCCCAUGUGGUGUGGUUCAUGGUCGCAAUGGUGAAUAAGUGAUGGUGUGCAAGUAUGUAGGUUAUGUGUUUCAUCUUCGGUUUACCCUGUCCCUGACAGAGAACCGCGUUUGUUUGAGUGACUAGUCCUGUGUCAAGCACCAAAAAGGUUAAGUGGUUGUUAUAAAUAAGACUUAUGUAUGGUAAA
This is a messenger RNA of Triticum urartu, 2276 nucleotides long. RefSeq names its product carbon catabolite-derepressing protein kinase-like. Gene Ontology annotation, biological process: intracellular signal transduction; protein phosphorylation. The record is from RefSeq and is a predicted model, not a curated record. Gene Ontology annotation, molecular function: ATP binding; protein serine/threonine kinase activity. Lineage: Eukaryota; Viridiplantae; Streptophyta; Magnoliopsida; Poales; Poaceae. Gene Ontology annotation, cellular component: cytoplasm.